AUGUUACGACAACGAUACCUAAAAGAGUUGUUGAGCGACCGGGGGAGGACCAACUUUGCCAGAGGCCGUGAACAACAUCAAGGACCGCCAAAACUGCCCUCACCAACCCGCACCAUUCACAUGAUCAUCGGUGGUGGUGACGAUGCUUCAAUCAACAGCACAAAGUUCAUUACUACCUACAAGCUCAAACGGUCAAUCACCCGCAAACGGUAUGACGAACUCGAAGAAAGUAUCAUCUUCGAUAAGUCGGAUACCGACGGUUUGGCUUUCUGUCACUAUGAUGCCCUUGUUAUUAAUUUACAAAUUUUAGACACCAAUGUGCGAUGCAUUAUGGAAGACGAUGGGAGUGGCGUGUGCAUUAUCCAUCCUCGAGUACUUGCAAAAAUGAAACUCGAUGAUAAGAUAGUGUCGCGUUGCAUCACGCUAACUGGUUUUAAUAAUACAGUCGAGCGAACAUCUAGCGAAAUCAAACUCCCCGUUCUGGCCGGUGGCGUCAUUCUGGAAACCACGUUCCACAUCAUGGACCAAGAUACAAUGUACAACGCCAUAAUAGGGAGACCAUAG
Molecule: messenger RNA, 564 nt
Organism: Nicotiana tabacum (common tobacco)
Lineage: Eukaryota; Viridiplantae; Streptophyta; Magnoliopsida; Solanales; Solanaceae
Source: RefSeq, a predicted model, not a curated record